Molecule: messenger RNA, 2022 nt
Organism: Crotalus tigris (Tiger rattlesnake)
Lineage: Eukaryota; Metazoa; Chordata; Lepidosauria; Squamata; Viperidae
Gene: BTBD2
Product: BTB domain containing 2
Exons: 9
Coding region: 44-1756 (570 amino acids)
Biological process (GO): neurogenesis
Cellular component (GO): cytosol; P-body
Molecular function (GO): protein binding
Source: RefSeq, a predicted model, not a curated record
CCUGCUGCAGGCGGCCCCUCCCCGGCAGCCGCCUCCGCGCAAAAUGGCGGCCGGAGCCGGGCCCGUUGGAAGCGGCGGGGGCUGCGGCAGCCUCUCCUCCAACGCCUCGGCGCCGUCGCCCCCUCAGGCCGGCAACGGGCCGCCCCCGCCACCCUCGCCGCUCCCCGCUUCGCCUGCGGCGGCGGCGCCGCCCUCGUGCUGCUCUAACAGCGGCGACGGGCCUCUACUGCUGCUCUCGCCGCCUCAGGCAGCGCUGCCGUCCCCGCCUCUCGCCGUUGCUUCGCCUCAGGCCUCCUCCUCCUCCGGGCCUACGCACAACCACGGAGCAGGAGGAAGAAGCAGCAACCCGCUGCCGGUGGCGGCCAGCGGGGCUCCAGCGGCGGCGGCUGCUUCGCCCUCGGGCCCAGCUUUCUCUUCGUCUUCGCCGCUGCUGCCCGGGCCACGGGAGCCGGCCUACAACUGGCAGGCGACGAAGCCGACGGUGCAGGAACGCUUCGCCUUCCUGUUCAACAACGAGGUGCUCAGCGACGUCCACUUCUUGGUGGGCAAAGGCCGCGCCGGCGCCCAGCGCAUCCCCGCCCACAGGUUUGUGCUGGCUGUGGGCAGCGCCGUCUUUGAUGCAAUGUUCAAUGGCGGGAUGGCUACAACCUCCACGGAGAUAGAAUUACCCGAUGUAGAGCCUGCUGCUUUCUUAGCUUUGCUGAAAUUUCUUUAUUCAGAUGAAGUUCAGAUUGGGCCAGAGACAGUGAUGACGACUCUUUACACUGCAAAAAAAUAUGCAGUCCCUGCCCUCGAGGCUCACUGUGUGGAGUUUCUGAAGAAAAAUCUCAGAGCAGACAAUGCUUUCAUGCUUUUAACCCAGGCAAGACUCUUCGAUGAGCCCCAGUUGGCCAGCCUUUGCCUGGAAAACAUAGAUAAAAAUACUUCAGAUGCUAUCAAUGCAGAAGGCUUCACGGAUAUUGACCUGGAUACCUUGGUCGCGGUUUUGGAGCGAGACAGCCUCGGCAUCCGGGAAGUGCGCCUCUUCAACGCAGUGGUCAGGUGGGCAGAGGCUGAGUGCCAGCGACAACAGUGGCAGCUGAUACCAGAGAACAAGCGGAAAGCUUUGGGCAAAGCUCUCUCCCUCAUUCGCUUCCCCUUGAUGACAAUCGAGGAAUUUGCUGCAGGACCAGCUCAGUCGGGGAUCCUCACUGACCGCGAGGUGGUUAGCCUGUUCCUUCAUUUCACGGUCAACCCCAAGCCACGGGUGGAGUUCAUCGACCGUCCUCGCUGCUGCCUGAGAGGGAAAGAGUGCAGCAUCAACCGUUUCCAGCAGGUGGAAAGCCGCUGGGGAUACAGCGGGACCAGUGACCGGAUCAGGUUCUCUGUCAACAAGCGGAUAUUUAUAGUUGGAUUUGGGUUGUAUGGCUCGAUCCACGGCCCCACAGAUUACCAAGUAAAUAUACAGAUAAUUCACACAGACAGUAACACCGUCCUGGGCCAAAACGACACUGGAUUUAGCUGCGAUGGAUCCUCCAAUACUUUCCGGGUGAUGUUUAAGGAGCCUGUGGAGAUCCUGCCCACUGUCAGCUACACAGCCUGUGCAACGCUGAAGGGACCCGACUCUCACUAUGGAACCAAAGGAUUGCGGAAGGUGGUCCACGAGUCACCAACCACAGGGACAAAGACCUGUUUUACUUUCUGUUACGCUGCCGGCAACAACAACGGCACCUCGGUGGAAGAUGGACAGAUCCCAGAGAUCAUCUUCUACACAUAGCAGGUGCUGCUGGAAAUUGGCUGUUGGACAGGCUUGGCGCUCCCCUCCCGCCCCCUCCCACCUGAGACCGCCAGCUUGUCCUGCCGCAGUGAUCGGAUGGGCUCCCGUCAGCAGACUCAGACUGGGCAAGCAUUCCCAGGUUGCACGUGCUCUACAUCCAGAUGCAUGUCGGCCUCGCUGGACUGAGGCUGGCAAUCUCUUCUGUUUGUGUUUGGCAACCUGGCUGGAUGAUUUCCUUGCAAUGAAUGUAGCUGCUUUUACAUCUA